AUGGAACCAAUAUCAAUAGAAUCAAUAGAACCAACAUCAACGGAACCAACAUCAAUGGAAUCAACAUCAAGUGAACCAAAACGAAUUGAACCAACAACAUGUGCACCAACAGCAUUUCAACAACCAUCAAAUCAUAAACACAAAGCAGAAGAAAAACAUAAUUAUGAGCUACUGUCUCUGGAGAUUGAUUCAUCAAAACAAAAAACAACAAGAAAUCUCCUACCUAAACAACACCGACAAUCACGACACCUUCACAAUGGCAACAAAAAGUGUUUUACAUAUCUUACUAUUUCUUCGCGCAUUAUAAAAGGGCUAGCGUUUUUUGUUUUUCUUGUAAGAGAAGGAAUUCAUUUAUUUGUUUUUCGACUUUUUUAAAGUAUUAAUAUAUCGAGAUAAUUCGUCAAUUGUGAGACAUUUCAGCUACAAAAAUGUGCUCUCUUCCGCAUUGCUUAGCAGUUUCUGAAAAGAUUUUUGAUUGUUCUAAUAAAUUUCUGUUUCUUUAUAAUAAACAUUUGAAAAUUUUGCUCCUAGUGAACCCGAAAUUUUGAUAGUUAAAAUAGAUACUUCAAAAACAAUUUCAUUCAAAAUCGAAUAGUGAAGCAUAAAAUAAUACCUAGUUCAACAAAGUACGUACUUAGAGACGGUGUGCGUGUUUUUCUCAGAUUACCGAAUAUUCAUUUUUUUCUUUUAGGUUGAUCAAAAUCGAAGUUCAACUGCAAAUCUUUAUACAUCGUGAUAUAUGUAUAUUUCACGCAUUUCAGUAGAUCACAAUAGAACAAUUGAACUGUAAGCAUAUAUAUAUAAUAUUUUAUUUCGUUAAGUGCUCACAGAUUCAAGCCAAGCCAUUUCUCGAAUAUUUUAGAUUUCAAUUUUAUUUAUUUAAGUGGAUCCAGAUCGAAGGAUAGAUUUUUUUUCUACUACUGCACUUUAAUAUUUUUCUAUUUACGCUGAUCGAAGUCGGACUGUAAAUUUUUCUAUAUAUUA
This is a messenger RNA of Rotaria sp. Silwood1, 984 nucleotides long. The record is from the annotation of a GenBank genome assembly. Lineage: Eukaryota; Metazoa; Rotifera; Eurotatoria; Philodinida; Philodinidae.